AUGAAGAACGUUGUUGGAAUUGUUGCCGGCGUGGUGUUCCUGGCGAGCGGUGCGGCCGCGGCGGAGAACUGCGCGAGCGUUGCCGUCACCGCGAUCCCUUCCUGCGCGCAGAGCUGUUUCCUCGAGGGCGCGUCGUACGUUGGCUGCGAUAGCCUCGACUUUGGAUGCCAAUGUGGGAAGGAAGCGGCGCUGUAUGCUGCCAUUGAGCCUUGUGUCGCGACCGGUUGUCCUGCCGCGUCAUUCCAGGCUGUUAUCAACGGUGCCUCGUCUGUUUGUGGUUGCGCCGGGGCAGGUGCAGGCGGCCAAACCGUCUCUGGCUCGUUCGUUUCGGCGAUGUCCUCUCCCUCUGGCAUUGGAUCUACGUUGGCAACUGCGACCGCAAGCGCAUCCGGCUCUGGUGGUGCUGGAGGCUCGUCUGCCUCAGCGACGCAAGGUGGUGGAGGAAACCCAUGGAAUCCGCCUGCCACGGUUAGCCCGAUCUCAACUGCGUCCCCUGUCAACGCCGCCGGCCGCCAGUCGGACUUCAAGAUCGGCCUGCUAGCCGCUAUGGUCGGCGCGACAAUAUUCGCCGGAAUCAUGCCUUAG
Molecule: messenger RNA, 585 nt
Organism: Colletotrichum chrysophilum
Lineage: Eukaryota; Fungi; Ascomycota; Sordariomycetes; Glomerellales; Glomerellaceae
Exons: 2
Coding region: 1-585 (194 amino acids)
Source: RefSeq, a predicted model, not a curated record